Molecule: messenger RNA, 3045 nt
Organism: Schistosoma mattheei
Lineage: Eukaryota; Metazoa; Platyhelminthes; Trematoda; Strigeidida; Schistosomatidae
Source: the annotation of a GenBank genome assembly
AUGAAUGCAUCACAUGUAAAUAAUAACAAUAAUCAUCAUCACAUUGGUAACACUAAUUAUACUACUAGUCAUAGUAAUAACAUCAGUAAUAUUGGAAGUAAUAAGCAAAUUUCUAUAGAUUUUCCAACAAAUCCAAUUACUAAAUAUUUUAUUAUUGAGAAACAAACAGCAAGUUGUGGACCAGAAUUAGUAUGGAAAGUAUAUGAUGCUGUACGACGUCAAGAUCAAAAGCCAUGUUCUGUAUUUUUAUUUGAUAAGUCAAUUGCUGACAAACUUCAUAAACCUCGAAGACGUGAUAUUGUGACUAGUGUAUUAAAACGUGAUGUACGUUUAUUAACUCAACUUCAUCAUCCUAAUAUGUUGCAUAUUUUACAUCCGAUAGAAGAAACAAGUGAAACAUUAUCAUUUGCAAGUGAACGUGUAUUUACCAGUUUGGCCAAUAUACUGGGCAAUCAUACCAGGCUACAACAAUUCGUUAUACAAAGUCUUAAAACAUUUAGAUUUACUGAUAUGGAUAGAAAACUUGGAAUUUAUCAAUUAAAUGAGUUAUUACGAUUUCUACACACUGGUCAAUCAUUGUUUCAUAAUAAUAAAAAACAUGAUAUAUCUCAAUAUGAAUUAGGUCCGUCACCAUGGACAAGAAAAUGGCCAAAAAUGGCUAGACCAGAUUAUCAUUAUUCAGCACCAGAAUGUUUAAAUCUAACAAAUAAUAAUAAUAAUAUAUCAAGUUCAUUUGCUGGAUUUCUUACUAAAACAUCUACAGAUUUAUAUCAUGUAACUAAUAGAAAUAGUCCAGAUCAUACAAUAGAAACAACAACAGUAACAUCAACAAUGAAAUCUCGAUCUAAUUUAUCUCAUGAUAUACCUGGACCAUGGUCAGAUAUGUUUUCAUUAGGUUUAAUUAUUUGUGCAUUAUAUACAAAUAAUAGUCCAGCUGAAGGAUCAGUUCAAUGGUUACAAAAUAUAAAAAAACGUGGAUUUGAUAAUGAUUCAUAUACAAAUACAGAGAUAUCAUUUGUAAAUUGUAAAGAAAAUAAUAUACAAGAAACUAGUACAGAAUAUCUUCAUGCAAUUCAAUUAAGUCAAAGUACAAAUAUACCUGAAGCAUUUCGAUUGUCAGUAUGUCGUAUGCCUUUAGAAUUAGUUGAACCUGUGGAAAAAUUACUAUCAAGGAAUUCACAAAAGAGACCUAGUUCUCAAUUAUUUGCUUUACUGAAAUUUUUCAACGAUCCUACAAUGUUACUAUUAGAUGGAAUUAUUAAUUUCGAUGUGAAAUCUGAUGAAGAUAGAACAAGAGCAUUACAAAUUUUACAAAAUAAUGCAGAAAAUUUAUCAAAACCUAUUCUUUAUGGUCGAAUAAUGCCUACAUUGAUUGAAUUACAUCAACAACUAGAAACAAGACAAUUUAAUAAACAAUCCAAUGAUUACAAUACAACAUACAUAACAUCUCAUUACUCUGUAUCACAAGUAUCACAUGAAGAUAAUUGUAUUCAUUUAGAUUCAUUAUUAAUUUCUGGUUUAGCUCAUUUAAUUGAAGUUUGCUCUUCAAUAGAUUAUACAGAUUAUAUUGAGAAAGAUUUAAUAAAUAUCUUUGAUAAAAGUUCAAAUUUAAAAACAAAAAUAUGUUUAGUACGUCAUACACGGUCAUUUUUAAGACAAGUUCCAGAUAAUGUAAUUGAACAGUAUAUUAUACCAUUAAUGAAACAAUGUUUAGUAUCAAAUAAUAUUACAGCUCAGAUUGUUGCAUUAAACAAUUUAGAAUUGUUAGUUGGAUAUAUUUCAUCUUCAGAUUUGGAGAUUAUUGUAUUACAAAAAAUUAAACGAGCUUUUCAAUAUAAUCAUCAACAGUUACAGUUAGCUUCAUUACAUUGUUUAGUCACUAUACUAACACGUUUAUCAGAUGCAAUUAUUCUGAAUGAUGUAAUACCAUUUCUUUUGACUGUUUCAAAUGAACUCAAGUUAAAUAUAAACAAUAAUAAGUCAGCUAAUGAAUGCGCCCAUGAUUUCAAUAUAGAUAUUGUCGAUGAUAAAGCUUAUGAUGAACAUGAUCAAACACAGAGUAAUCGUGUUGAACAACCGAUUUCUGAAUUAUGCAAUGCUUGGAAACAGUUACUGUAUACAAAAUCAUAUUUAUUGGAACCUCAAUUGAUUGUUACAGAAAUUUUUCCAAGUCUACUACCUCAUGUUGUUGAUAAAAAAGUCAGUAUAACUGAGUUUCGUAUAUUAAUGUCUACACUAUAUGCACUACUGGAUCUAUUGGAUAUUCCAAAUGCAGAGAAUGAUGAUUUAACUGAUUCAAAAACACAAUAUCGAACUGUUCCAGCACUCACAGUUAAUCCUCCAAGUUUAUCUAGUGGGCAAAUGUCAAAAAGAUCAUCAAAAUGUGAAAAUCUCGAAGACACAAGAAUGGGUCCAUCAAAAACUAUUGCUCGAACUGCUGUUUCGUUUGUACCAAUGUUACAUCCAAAUCAAAUUAAAGAAUUAGAAAAUAGUCCAAAUAUUACAAGACGAGCAAGUGCACAUGUUAUCUGUCCACUUCCCCCACAGAACAGUGACUUACGCUUUGAUAAACCAACAAGUGAUAUAAAUUUAUCAGAUAAAAAAAAUUAUACAUCAUUUCUAGGUUUACAAUUACCAAGUGUAUCUAAACUACGUAGACAUAGUUGUGAUGCACAACGUCAAGAGAAAAACACUACAUCACAUAUACCAACAAAUAAAAUAAAUGAUAAUUUAUCUAGACGAAGUAGUGAUCAAUCAUUACAAGAUACUGAUAGAACAAAUUGGUAUACAAUUCCAAAAUCUCGUGGUUUGUUAAAUUCUGAAGAGAAAAAUUUACUUACUGCUCAAGUAUGUGAAGGACCAUUUAUUCGUACAUCAAAUAUACAAACAAAAUUGAAUUGGAAUUCAUCACAAGUCAAUGAACCUGUGAAACAAAUCACAUCAAAUAAUAAAUUGGGCAAUGAACUAAAUGUUGAACCUCGUACAUCAAGACGAUCAAGUUUGAUAGCAAUUGGUGAUUCUGUGAUAAAUCUAUUAACUAAAUAG